AAAAUAUAAGUCAAGUUACUUAGUUAUGGGCUCUAUACCCAUAUUUGCAUAUAUUUGUUUGCAGUGCAGGUGUGUGGCGUCUUCCUAGUUACAAAAAGUUAAAUAUUCUGUGGUUAUCAUCACACUUUUCAACUUGACCAACACUGGCACCUGUCCAUAAACUCCAACAAAAGGAUCUUUUGGUGUGUGUGUGUGUGUGUGUAUGUGUGUGUGUGUCCUGCAGCUUUCACUACCCACACAAAUCAGUGUUUACGCAAUGGAGCAAGCCGCUUGCAUUCUCCAGCCUGUAGCAAGCAAUAAGACCGCCGGUGGCCACUUCACCUCUCCUCCCCUCUCCUCUGCUCUCGUCGGGAGGUGCCGCAGCCCGAGUGCGCCCCUCUGCUCCUUAUGUAGUGUGCAGCGGGACGCUCCGUCCACGCACUUGCCUUUUACGCGCACGACGCGAUCGCAACAAGCGAGCACUUUGGAUGGAGGCGGGACUCUUAUUUUUCCCCCCCUCUCUCUAUCUCUCUCUCUCCGUGUUCCUGAAUGAUGCCUUGACUCCACUCCGGUGAUUAUUUGAAGGAAUGACAUUUUUCUGAACCCCCCCACCACCACCUCACCUCACCACCACCAACCCCUCCCCGAUACUUCCUCUCGACUCGACAACAUGAGGAGAGCGCGUUUUUUGCGCGGCGUCCGUGGAUCGCUCUCGGUCGUGGCCGCUUGACUACACUGGAUUUUGGGGAGGGGGGGGUGGGAUCCCGGGUCGCUUCCUGCUUGGAAGAAGACGACUUUUCAUGAACAAAUGUGAAUUAUAUCGGCAAGCCAUGGAGGGACUUGCCUUAAGAGGACCGAACGACCAUUUUUAGAAUUUUAUUUUUUAUUUUUUACAAUUGUAACAUCAACGUCUGCUCCCUUUUGGCCUUUUCGUCACCAUGGCUGAGAAGCUGGGAUCCGCAGGGGUCAAGCCCACCAACAUGCGCUCCACUUCCACAAUACCCCCAGAACCUAUCGACAUCAUCCGCACCAAAGCCCGCUCCCGCCGUGUCCGCCUUAACGUCGGGGGUCUCAACCAUGAGGUCCUGUGGCGGACUCUGGACCGGUUACCCAGGACUCGGCUCGGCAAGCUGAGAGACUGCAACACUCACGAGUCCCUGAUGGAAGUGUGCGACGACUACAGCCUGAACGAGAAUGAGUAUUUCUUUGACAGGCACCCGGGGGCCUUCACUUCCAUCUUGAAUUUUUACCGCACGGGUAAAUUACACAUGAUGGAGGAGAUGUGCGCCCUUUCAUUUGGCCAGGAGUUAGACUACUGGGGGAUUGAUGAGAUCUACCUGGAGUCCUGCUGCCAGGCCCGUUACCACCAGAAAAAAGAGCAGAUGAACGAGGAGCUGCGCAGGGAAGCGGAGACCAUGAGGGAGCGGGAGGGAGAGGGAGAGUUUGAUAACACCUGCUGUCCGGACAAGAGGAAGAAGCUGUGGGAUCUCCUGGAGAAGCCCAGCUCUUCUGUGGCUGCCAAGAUUCUGGCCAUCAUAUCAAUCUUGUUCAUCGUCCUCUCCACCAUCGCUCUGUCUCUCAACACCUUACCGGAGCUCCAGGUCAUGGACGAGUUCGGCCACGCCAACGACAACCCCCAGCUGGCGCACGUGGAGGCGGUGUGCAUCGCCUGGUUCACCAUGGAGUACCUGCUCCGCUUCCUCUCCUCUCCCAACAAGUGGAAGUUCUUCAAAGGACCCCUAAACGUCAUCGACCUGUUGGCCAUCCUUCCUUACUACGUCACCAUCUUCCUAACCGAGUCCAACAAGAGCGUACUGCAGUUCCAAAACGUGCGCCGCGUGGUGCAGAUCUUCCGCAUCAUGAGGAUACUGAGGAUCCUGAAGUUAGCCAGGCACUCCACGGGACUCCAGUCUUUAGGGUUCACCUUAAGGCGGAGCUACAACGAACUCGGUUUGCUUAUUUUAUUCCUCGCCAUGGGCAUCAUGAUAUUCUCCAGCUUGGUCUUCUUCGCUGAGAAGGACGAAGAUGCCACCAAAUUCACGAGUAUCCCCGCCUCGUUCUGGUGGGCCACCAUUACCAUGACGACGGUGGGAUACGGCGACAUUUACCCGCAGACUCUGCUGGGAAAGAUAGUCGGCGGGCUUUGCUGCAUCGCCGGAGUACUGGUCAUCGCUUUGCCGAUUCCCAUUAUCGUCAACAACUUCUCAGAGUUCUACAAGGAGCAGAAGAGGCAGGAGAAGGCCAUCAAAAGACGAGAAGCUCUUGAGCGAGCCAAAAGGAAUGGAAGUAUCGUAUCCAUGAACCUUAAAGACGCCUUCGCUCGUAGUAUGGAACUAGUUGACGUCGUAGUGGAGAAAGGAGACGAUAAAACGUCUCUGGACAACCAUCUGACACCGAACCGCUGGGGCGGCUCCACCAGAUCGGCCACCUCGGAAACCAACCUUAAAUCGCCGGAUAAAAGAACCCAGGAUUCCGUAGCGCAGAGCUCACCCCAACGUAUCACCAUCACGACCACCGGGAGUCCGCAAUGGACCAGCAGAACUCCUCAGCAUCUGAACGUGCAAAAACUGGAGGAGAUGUACAACCAGAUGACCAAGUCCCAGUCUUUCACUAAUAUUAACACGGCAAGUUCAGCGAGUACGCUGAGCACCACCAUGACCGCCCCCGGUUCGCCCAAGAGAUCUCAAAGUCCAGAAACCACAUUAAAGGAAGAGGUGGAAAUGAAAGAAGUCCGGUCUUCUUUGGAAGCCGGUCCAUGCGAGAUCAGACACCCACGCGUACCACCGACUUUGGAUCUGAGACCCCAUCCGGAUCAGAUUCCUGAAGACAACAUCCUCAAAGAUGGCUUCUACGAAUCAGGUGACGGUUCAGAACUCCACAUAAGGGAAGGCGAGAGCUUUAGCAGCGCCGUAGAGAACAUACAAAAAUCUCUCCGAGGGAACAACCCUCUUAAAAUUAAAGUCACCAGGACGUCCACGGAGGGACCUCCGACGCCGCCCAGUACCACGUCUCCGGGGGACAUCAGUUCCAGCAUCCUUGAGGAGGAGUCACCAGAAGGGGAGACCUCGCCGCUUAUAAGUUCCGAGCCGUUGCUCCCACCUAAUGAGGAAGAAGAGGCCGACAACGACGACGAUGGGGGCCCGUUGUCCCCGAAGCGGUUGGUAGUCGACACCCCACCCGGCGAUGAAGACCCAUCCUCUGAGAAGCACCUAAUGGAGGUAGCGGGCGCUUCCGGUGCGCCCUCGUCGCCUAAGUCAGGCGCACAGAACUGCAGCCCAGGCGGCGGGGUCGGGGCCCCCGAGGGGGCGGACACCAACCAAAGCGGACAUAAAGUAGAGAACCACAUGUUUACCUCCGACAUCCACCUGAUACCAGGCGACGGUAGCCUGUCACCUACUUGUGAAACCAGCAUGUGACUGCUCGGAGGGACCCUUUAAGGGGCGGCAACCUUUUGGGGGAGAUCUGAGGGGGCGGCUAACGGAUAUCGAUACACUGCAAGAUAUUUUUGCAUGGCAUGGCAAGUUCCUUUUACUUGUGUUGUUGUGAAAUCCUGAACAAAGCGCUGCACCACGUCGGGACGGGACAGGACAGGACGGAAUCCAUCGCAGGAGUGCAGCCACCCCCCAACGCCCCCACCCCUUGUACAUAAAAGACUUCAAAAAUGAAACUUAUAUGUAUAAAAAAAAAAGCAUGCAUUUUAAAAGACUAUUUUCCGGUGCUUAGUUUGCUGUAAAUAAACGGAAGGUACCAUUAUUAGCAAUGUGAAAAGGGGGGCGGGGCAAACCCACAAACUGGGUGUUACAUUGUAGCGAUCUAUUUAAAACCAACAAAAAAAAAAACAUAUCACCUGUUGUGUAAAUGUGUUCCCCUUUCUGUGUGUGUGUGUGUGUGUGUGUGUGUGUUUGGUUUCAGUUUCAAUUCAGCAUCACAUGACAAAAAGUAAUUAACAUUUUUAAGCUAGUUUUUUCCUCCUUGUUCUUCACCUAAACUGCUAAAAAUGUACUCUCCCGCGUAUAUACCUUUAAAAAGUAGUCCUCUAUUAAGUGAAUAAAGUAGUUAAAGUAGAUUAAUACAAUAAAAAAAUAAGUAGAUUGAGAUCCAUAAUAUGGAAUUAGGAGUAUUUAUACAUAAUCGGUUAUUAUAUAUGCUUUACGGUUAUAUGAAUGGACCAAAUCAAGCACACAGAUAAGCUUCGGCUAUAAUAAUAAUAAUAAUAAUACACUAUAUGGUCAUGAUAGUUAUUACAUUUUUGUUUAUUUGAUUUUGUUGUAUUUAUUAUUAUUAUUUAUUCAGUCCAACUUAAACCCAAAGGAUUUUUAUUAUUAUGAUGAUGAUUUCUUGUGUUUGACUGGGAGUAUCUCUUCUGUAUGUUGCCUUUUGAUUCCAAUUUAUUGCUGGAAUUUUUCAUCGUCGACACAUGAUACAUUUUUUUUUUUUUUAAUUCUUCUUAUUUGUUGUGUUUUCUCACAGAAAAGUGUGGAAUGUGCAAUACCGCUUACUGCAAAUCUAUGCAGGCCAAGAAUUGUGGCACUUUAUUUUCCUCUGUCUGUCUUUGGGAUUUGUAAUGUACAGACAGAAAUGUAUUUUUCAUAUCUUUAAUAUGAGGCAAAACAGUAUUACCGACACCGUACUCUCACAACAGUGCAAUUUAAUACGAUUAAUCUAAUUUGUGAGAUGGGAGGGGUAAAGUGGGGGGGGGAUGGGGAUCCAAAUUGACCACUUUGGGCCUUUUAUAUAUUGCUAGAAAUCCGACCAACGAAACCUAAAAAAAAAAAAUCCAAAACGGGCCACACAUACGAUUUUUUUUUUUUGUUCUGUGACUUUAAUGUGAAGAAUGAGUCUAUUUUUUGUAAAAAAGAAAAAACAAAAAACCACGAAAACGAGCACGACCACAGUUUCCUGCCGCGCGGUGGUUGAAAAUGAUGCGUGCCUUUUCAUAGCGCGAUGAGAAGGCAGCGACGUCAUUCGGCUUUGUUCAUAUACGAUAGCGCUGUACAGAAAACUCUAAUUUUAUAGCAGAAAUCAGGUCUUUAUGUAAUAGAUAUUGAGUUCUCAGGUUUUCUACAACUACUCUCCGAUGUCUUGCCCCCCCCCACACACAAAAAAAGAUUUGCGUCCAAUCCACGUUGGUCUUGUCUUGUUAAACGGGAAGAGUUUCCUCCUCAGUAGCGAAGUCCUCAGUGAUGGAUUUAAGUUGUAAGGGUCUGUGUUUCCUUUGGGAAUCCCUGGUCACGGCAUCAAGAGACCCCCCCCCCCCCGUAUCCCUACAGUUCACCGCUUCCCGCGGAGAUGUCGAGAUUUUUUCCGGCUUUCAUUUUGUUUACAUAUCUCCCUUUUGUUGUAAUGCAGUGUCCAUGUUACCACUGAUGAAGCCUUCGUUUGGACCCCCCUGAGCAGGAUGUGUGACUUACACUACUGAUAUUACCAUAGGUCAAAGGUCAGGGCUAUUCAACUAACUUGUUCUGUUGGGUGGGGGGGGGGCAUUUUCACAACUACUGUAUUUUUAUUUUUAAUAUGACGUUGCGGCAAGGCUCUGUCAUAGUCCUCUGAUAGGAGCUACUGUAAACACACCAGUCAAAGAUUGUGUAUUUGACGUGAGCACUCGGAUGCUUUUAAAAGCAUGAAAAGAUCCUAUAAGGACUGGCUGCAAAAAAUGGAUCCUUGAUCCAGAAAAGCAUUAAGCUGUUUUUAAUGCAAAAAUGCUUGUCAAAAAUCCUCAAAAUGAUAAGAGCAUUAUGCUGUUUUUGGGGAUCUACUGCAAAAAUUACCGUCAAAAAUUCUCAAGAUGACAGGAGUGUUCUGCUGUUUUUUUAACACACGUGCAGAAAUGCAUGUCAAAAUUUCCCAAACAAUAGGAACAUUCUGCUGUUUUUGAGGAUCUACUGCAAAAAUUUUUGCCACAGAUUCUCAAAAUGAUAGGAGCUUUCUGCUGUUUUUGAGGAUUGACUGCAAAAAAGCCAGUUGAAGAUCCUCAAUAUGACAGGAGUGUUCUGCUGUUUUUUAACACCUGUGCAGAAAUGCAUGUCAAAAUCCUCCAAACAAUAUUGAACAUUCUGCUGUUUUUGAGGAUCGACUGCAAAAAUGGUCGCCACAGAUCCUCAAAAUGAUAGAAUUCUGUUGUUUUUGAGGACCUUCUGCAAAAAUGUUUGUCAAAUAUCCUCAAAAUGAUAGGAGCUUUCUGCUGUUUUUGAGGAUCUACUACAAAAAUGGUCGCCACAGAUCUUCAAAAUGAUAGGGGAAUGCUGCUGUUUUUGAGGACCUUCUGCAAAAAUGUUUGUCAAAUAUCAUGUCCAAAUCCUCCAAACAGUAGGAACAUUGUGCUGUUUUUGAGGAUCUACUGCAAAAAUGGUCGCCACAGAUCCUCAAAAUGAUAGGAGAAUUCUGCUGUUUUUGAGGACCUUCUGCAAAAAUGUUUGUCAAAUAUCAUGUCCAAAUCCUCCAAACAAUAGGAACAUUCUGCUGUUUUUGAGGACCUUCUGCAAAAAUGUUUGUCAAAUAUCAUGUCCAAAUCCUCCAAACAAUAGGAACAUUCUGCUGUUUUUGAGGAUCUGCUGCAAAGAUGACCUUCAAAGAUCCUUAAAAUGACAGAAUUCUGCAAAAAAAAAUUGUCAAAGAUCCUCAAAAUGAUAGGAGCUUUCUGCAGUUUUUGAGGACCUAGUCAAAGAUCAUUUAAUGACAGGAGCGCGCUGUUGUUUGUAAUGACCUAUGACAAGAACGCUAGACAAAGAUCCUCUCUUUGACAGGUGCGGUUUGCUGUUUUGACGAAACGGCUGUAAAUGCAGCAUUCAAAGAUGCCGUAUAUGACAAGAGCAUCCUGCUGUUUUUAGGUCAUGUGACGGUUUUAGUUGAAUAGCCCUCACCAUGCUAGCGGAUGAGUGUACCGAGUUGAAAGGUUGUGUUUAUUUUCUCUGCGAGAAUGCUCCCGAUCGUUCAUAAGCUGUCUUUGUGCAUUCUGCCACUAACCAACAUGUCCUGGCUGAAGAGAUCGUCACCGUUUCUGAGACUGUUUCAAGCCACAUCUUUGUAUGCAUGUCGUCGUCCAUUAUGAUCAUGUGGCCACGGACAACACUUUGUCAUGGUACAAAAUGUAUGUCAACGUUUCUGUAGAGCAUCUUUUUUUUCCCAUGGCGUCUAUUAGCAUAUGCAGAAUAACAAAUAAAUGUAUAUAUAACUCAA
Molecule: messenger RNA, 7155 nt
Organism: Doryrhamphus excisus (bluestripe pipefish)
Lineage: Eukaryota; Metazoa; Chordata; Actinopteri; Syngnathiformes; Syngnathidae
Gene: kcnb2b
Product: potassium voltage-gated channel subfamily B member 2b
Biological process (GO): protein homooligomerization; action potential; potassium ion transmembrane transport
Cellular component (GO): dendrite; voltage-gated potassium channel complex; membrane
Molecular function (GO): protein binding; delayed rectifier potassium channel activity
Source: RefSeq, a predicted model, not a curated record